Messenger RNA from Pipistrellus nathusii (Nathusius's pipistrelle), 1065 nucleotides. The record is from the annotation of a GenBank genome assembly. Lineage: Eukaryota; Metazoa; Chordata; Mammalia; Chiroptera; Vespertilionidae.
AUGAAUGAGUGUCACUAUGAUAAGCAGAUGGACUUUUUUUAUAACAAAAGCAACACUGCCACUGCCGAUGACUGGACAGGAACGAAGCUCGUGAUUGUUCUAUGUGUUGGAACAUUUUUCUGCCUGUUUAUUUUCUUUUCUAAUUCUCUGGUCAUCGCAGCGGUGAUUAAAAACAGAAAGUUUCAUUUCCCCUUCUACUACCUGUUGGCUAACUUAGCUGCUGCAGAUUUCUUUGCCGGAAUUGCCUAUGUAUUCCUGAUGUUCAACACUGGCCCCGUUUCAAGGACUUUGACCGUCAACCGCUGGUUUCUCCGCCAGGGGCUCCUGGACACUAGCUUGACCGCCUCGCUGACCAAUUUGCUGGUGAUUGCUGUGGAGAGGCACAUGUCAAUCAUGAGGAUGCGGAUCCACAGCAACCUGACCAAAAAGAGGGUGACGUUGCUCAUUUUGUUUGUCUGGGUCAUUGCCAUCUUUAUGGGGGCGGUCCCCACACUGGGCUGGAAUUGCCUCUGUGACAUCUCUACCUGCUCUUCCCUGGCCCCCAUUUAUAGCAGGAGUUACCUCAUUUUUUGGACUGUGUCCAACCUCGUGGCCUUCUUCAUCAUGGUCGUGGUGUACCUGCGGAUCUACAUGUACGUCAAGAGGAAAACCAACGUCUUGUCCCCACAUACUAGUGGCUCCAUCAGCCGCCGGAGGACACCCAUGAAGCUAAUGAAGACAGUGAUGACUGUCUUAGGGGCCUUCGUGGUGUGCUGGACCCCGGGCCUGGUGGUGCUGCUGCUGGAUGGCCUGAACUGCAAGGAGUGCGGCCUGCAGCACGUGAAGCGGUGGUUCCUGCUGCUGGCCUUGCUCAACUCCCUCAUGAACCCCGUCAUCUACUCCUACAAGGACGAAGACAUGUACAACACCAUGAAGAAGAUGAUCUGCUGCUUCUCUCAGGAGAAGAACCCGGAGAGGCGGCCCUCCCGCAUCACCUCCACGGUCCUCAGCAGGAGCGACACGGGCAGCCAGUACAUGGAAGAUGGUAUCAGCCAGAGCACCGUCUGCAACAAGAGCAGCUCCUAA